AUGCCAUGGCUGGGCCGGGGGCGCGCGGACAGGGGCGACUCUAGAGGGGCGUCGCGCGGCCAUGCUGAGAGCGCUUCUGCUCGCCCUCUGGGUCGCAGGAGUGUGACGUACUGGCUUGUUCUCGAGACCUCGAUGAUAACUCCGAGGCAGAGCUACACGUCCCCGGGCUUCGCCCUCGCCAGUUCCAUCUUGGCGGAAGCUGAGCCUCCCGUGCAACAAGAUGUCCGCGCAGGGGCGGGGUCGCUGCGGCUGACGCGCGUCAGGGUGCCCGCCUACGCGGCGGCGGGGGAGCCAGUCCUGCUGCAGUGCUUGUUCGACCUGGGGGCCGACCAGCUGUACUCGGUCACGUGGUACAAGGACCACGAGGAGUUCUACCGCUACGUGCCGCGCGCCGUGCCGCCGCAGCACAGCUACCGCCUGGACGGCGUGGCCAUCGACGGGCGGAGGUCGGGCGCCCAGCAGGUGGUGCUGCAGCGCGCGCAGCCCGGCUCCUCGGGCCACUACCGCUGCGAGGUGUCCGCCGAGGCGCCCUCCUUCACCUCGGUGCACGGCGGCGGCCGGCUGCAGGUCGUCGCUCUGGCGAAGGAGGGCCCCCGCAUCACCGUGGAGCGGAGCGAGUACGGCGUGGGUGACGUCAUCAACCUGACGUGCAGCGCCGGCCAGUCGCACCCCGCCGCGCGCCUGCGCUGGUUCGUCAACGACCGCCAGGUGGAGUCAGCGGCGUCCGAGCGGGGGACGGCGGGCUCGGUGGCGACUCUGCGCCUGCGCGUGGAGUCCCGCCUCUUGGCGCGCGGCGCGCUGCAGGUUCGCUGCGUGGCCACCGUGGGCGCUGACGGCGCGCUGCCGCUGCUCGACCGCCGCGAGGCGCUGUUGCUGGUGCGCGCGUGCUCCGCUCUGCUGAAGGCCCGCGCCGCAGCUGUGAUCCUGGGCGCGGUGUUCGCCUCUGUACUGGUGCCUCUUCUGUGACCGCGCAGCCUCGCAGAACCUCCAGUGCCGGGCAGCAACCAUUACGUAGAGACCUGCAAAAUUCGCGGAUUCAUUUCGUGAUAUGCUACAAUUCAAAUAAUUAUACCUUAGCGCUGCUUCUACCACUGGUUUGAUUGUUAAUCUGGAUUAAUGAGGGCCAAUUAGAGACCCUCACUCAUAGAAGUGUCGAAUCACAGGCACUCAGUCGAGACGACUCACAAGUCAGCAGCCAAUGAACAGUUGGCAUUUGACCGAGUGUGUAGAGUGUAGUAGAGUCUAUCCUGGAGGUCAUUGAACCCGCGAAUUUUGCAGGUGUCUAAACCAUUACUUGUGCAGUUUUGUAUUCAAGCCAGGAAGUGCUGUUGUAACCGAGUUUGAUUUAAGAACGGUGUAUCGCUGGAUGCAGCCUGGCUUCAAGGUUGUAUAGCCGCGUACUUGACCGACGUUUCGGUCGACAUUGCAGUCGCCAUCAUCAGGGAGCAGUAACGUCGGUGAAUCAUUCGCCAAGGACGCGGCUGAAACCCAGAACUUCAGACAAUGUCCGUGAAAGCCUGCGAACAUUAUUAGUGUAUUUUGCUAGGUUUUUGUUUGUUUUAGUAUAGGUUAGAGUGAUUUUGUGCAUGAAGUUAAAAAAAAAAUUAAAAAUAACUUCACUGUAGUAGAUGUCCUUGGUGUGUGCAAUGCUUUUAUAUCAAUGGAUUCCCGAACGGGAGACGAGGUAGUCCAAUAUCGGCUUGUGUGCAACGUGAUUAUUUUUGUACUGUUUGAUAUUUUAUCAGUGUACGACUAGAGAAAAUAUUUCGUAUGUUUACGUAACACACUUGAUAAAAUUUCAUUGAUUUAGA
Molecule: messenger RNA, 1811 nt
Organism: Bacillus rossius redtenbacheri
Lineage: Eukaryota; Metazoa; Arthropoda; Insecta; Phasmatodea; Bacillidae
Exons: 9
Coding region: 1-966 (321 amino acids)
Source: RefSeq, a predicted model, not a curated record